Molecule: messenger RNA, 2214 nt
Organism: Chroicocephalus ridibundus (black-headed gull)
Lineage: Eukaryota; Metazoa; Chordata; Aves; Charadriiformes; Laridae
Product: E3 ubiquitin-protein ligase TRIM65-like
Exons: 6
Coding region: 283-1950 (555 amino acids)
Molecular function (GO): zinc ion binding
Source: RefSeq, a predicted model, not a curated record
GGAGACGUCUACCCGAGGGCUGGGACAAAGAGAAGUUACGCGGGGCACAGCUGCUCCGUCCCCCGGCUGCGCUCCUCGUUUGAGCCGGGGGGGCGGUCCCUGCCCCGGGCAGCGGGCGAGCCCCCGGCCGGGCCGGCUGCUGCGGGGGCGGCGGCGGGGCGGCUGCCGGAGGGCUGAGCUCCGCCGGCCGGCGGGAGGAGGCUGCAGAACCCUGCCGCUGGAGCGGCCGGAGCCGCCGCCCCUUUCCGUUUCGUUUCCCGGCCGUGUCCUUCCUCCGGCGCCAUGUCCCGGGCGGGUGCGGCGGCCGGGCUGGAGGAGGAGCUGACCUGUCCCAUCUGCCUGGGCAUUUACAGCACCCCCGUGUCCCUGGGCUGCGGGCACAGCUUCUGCCGGGGCUGCAUCCGGGAGGCCGGUAGCCGGCAGCCGUUCCCGCGGGGACCCUUUAGCUGCCCGCUCUGUGGCUUCCUGUUCGACCCCGCCAUGGAGCCGCAGCCCAACGUCCAGCUCCGCAGCAUCGUGGAGAAGUUCGUGGACCAAGAGGAGAAGGAGGAGGAGGAAAGUCUGGGCCAGCAGGACAAGGUGAUCCUGUGCGAUUUCUGCCUCCAGGAGCCCCAGGCUGCCGUGAAGACCUGCCUGAGCUGCGAGGCCUCCCUCUGCCAAGCCCACCUGAGCAAGCACAGCUCAAAGAGCCCCCUGAAAGACCAUGUCCUGAUGGAGCCCUGUGGUGCUCAGGUUUUGGCUGAGAGGAAAUGCCUCCAGCACGGCAAAGUGCUGGAGUGCUACUGCAAGACGGAUGCAGUCUGCCUCUGCGUGCUGUGCUGUGUCACCAGCUCCCACAAGAACCACGAGAUCGCCACCUUGGAGGAGGCUUUUGCCCAAGGGCAGAGUGCUUUAGCUGGAAUUCUGGAAACAGUGAAAACAGAAGAAGCUGCGCUGGAUCAAAGCAUAGCAAACCUGCUGGAACAGGAGGGGGAAGUAAAGAGUAAGGAGAGCCUGAGGAGGGAUCGGCUGGAGAGCCUCUUCGGAAAGAUGCGUCUGCAGCUGGAUAACAGAAGAAGAAAGGUCCUGAAAGUUCUCAGUGACAACGAGGAGCAACAGCUUUCUCAGAUUCAGAUGCAGAUACAAAAAUACAAAGAGAAGAAGGAUGCAGCCAGCCAGGAUGUACAGAAGCUAGAGGCUCUGAAAGAUCAGAAAGACCGACUUCUUUUCACCAAGGCUUUCGCAGCGAUUUCAGACAGGAAACGCACGUCAGUUCCUAAGGAAGCUCACGUACAACUGCUAGCGCCACCCGUUAUUUUGGAUGAAUUAACAACAGAUGCUGUUCUAAGGCUUUUCAGGCAAUUCCUCUCAGACAUGCAGUCCUUAUUUGAAGCACCACCUGUUCAUGAACAUCUGACUCUUGAAGCGUGUGGAUUAGGGUUUCCUCAGAGUUGCAAGGUAGUCUCGGCACCCCCACGCAGUUCUCCGCAAUAUCAGAAAUUACCGUUUGGAAGCUUUGAUACCCCCAACCACAGGUCAACUGGCUUUACAUUCCAACCCAAUAUUUUCCAAUCUGCGUCACCAGCUUUGGAAAGCACCUAUGCCACCCAAUGCAGGAAGAGUGCCCAGAGCUUCUCAGAGGGCUGUCACUUCUGGGAGGUGGACACCAGCAAUGCAAGGUGCUGGAAGCUCGGAAUUAUUUGUGGCAACUUUCAGUGCUGCCUGGAAAAGUCUUAUGAUUACCUCCUUGUGUUCCUCGGUCAAACAGAGAUCACAAAAAAGAACUCUGCUAUAACUCUCACAGUGGUCAGGGUAGAACUAGACUGCAGAAGAAAUACACUGUCAUUUUAUAACGCAUCUGUUAAGGAUGCAGAUCCUCACAAGAGCCUUAUAGAGACAAUAAGCAUCCCUUUGAACUAUCCCGUCCAUGCUAUCUUUGGCACGUCUGAUGGCUCUUUGGAGCUCCUGUAGUGAUGUGGGGACAAGGUGCUGUUUCGUAUUUCCAGGCCCAGCUACUGCGACUGCUACUGGGUGGAGGCUGUGCUAAGCUGGCAUAUUAGAAAUGGGGUUUUGGGCUGCUGUGAUGGCUCAUCGGUGUGAGGGCAAGGCCUCUGUGGGGUAUAUCACCCUGCUGCUUACCGCAAGAGCUCCUAUCCUAUUUGUUCAGUUAAUCAUGAUGGAAAUACCAUUAAGUUGCAAUUUUUGCUUGGCUGUAUCAAAUGCUGUGUUGGGUGC